UUAAAGUGUAAUGUAGCCGUUGUGCUCGUACACCUUUGAAGAGUCGUAAAUAUGUCGGGCGUCUUAGGAAAAGGCAUUUUAGCCAAUAUUAGGCGUUUGUCUGCUAAACAGACACAGAAUGCUGCUCGUACAAAUAUUUCCACCAGCAAAUCCCUCCAAGUAGUACAGCCGUACACAGAGUACCACGAGUUCCAUUUGCGGGAAUGUAAGAUGUACACUUACAUGAUCUGGGGACUGGUGGCCCCAGGCCUGGCCCUGUACAAGUGGUACAUCAUGACUCACCAUGUGGAGCGUGAACCUCUGCCAGACUUCCCCCAUCUUCACAUAAUGACCAAGCCUUACCCGUGGGGUGAUGGAAAGACCUGUCUUUUCAACUACAAGAUCCAGAAGUUUCACAACCCUGAGGAUUAUGGCCAUCUAAGAACUAGAAAGGAGGAGGAGGACGAGGAUUAGACACCUAAUAUAUCCAGUUCUUUUAUCUGAUAUUUAAUUUGGGAAAAAAGAAUUGCGAUCAAAAUGCUUGAGUGACAUGUAGAACAUUUUGGAAUUCAACAGCAGGUGGAUUUUUGUAGAAUGUUUUAUGUUGAUUAAUAUUAAAUAAAGAGGUUAUAAAAUA
This is a messenger RNA of Dreissena polymorpha, 616 nucleotides long. RefSeq names its product cytochrome c oxidase subunit 6A1, mitochondrial-like. Bases 52 to 453 code for a protein of 133 amino acids. The record is from RefSeq and is a predicted model, not a curated record. The transcript has 3 exons. Lineage: Eukaryota; Metazoa; Mollusca; Bivalvia; Myida; Dreissenidae.